Messenger RNA from Hansenula anomala, 471 nucleotides. It is a transcript of the gene VPS20, whose product is annotated as ESCRT-III subunit protein VPS20. Lineage: Eukaryota; Fungi; Ascomycota; Saccharomycetes; Phaffomycetales; Wickerhamomycetaceae. The annotation marks the transcript as partial. The record is from RefSeq and is a predicted model, not a curated record. Gene Ontology annotation, cellular component: multivesicular body; ESCRT III complex. Gene Ontology annotation, biological process: vesicle budding from membrane; late endosome to vacuole transport via multivesicular body sorting pathway. The transcript has a single exon.
CCCAAGGUUACAGCUCAAGACAAAGCCAUACUGCAGGUGAAAUUACAAAAAGAUAAAUUAUUGAAGUAUCAAAAAAAAUCUAAUCUAUUGCUAAAAUCAGAAACUGAACAAAUAAAGACAUAUCUUAGACAAAAUGAUAAAAGAAGUGCAAAAGUAUUAUUGAAAAGAACCAAAUAUCAAGAAACUCUCUUGGAGAAUGUAUCGAGUCAAAUAAUGAAUCUUGAAAAUAUGAUUCAAAAUAUAGAAUUCAAAUUAGUUGAAAAGGAAUUUUUAAAAGGUUUAACAAACGGGAAUGAAAUUUUGAAAAAAUUAAAUAAAGAAAUGAAUAUUAAUGAUGUUGAGAAGUUAAUGGAUGAUGUUAAUGAUAAUAUCCAAUAUCAAGAGGAAAUUGAUCAAGUUUUAUCAACCUCUAUUGUUGGUAAAGAUGUUGAAGAUGAAAUUGAUGAAGAGUUGAGACAGUUAGAAGAACAA